UCAGUCCAGUCCCUGCUAACAGCAAAUUCAAAAAAUUUUAUUUCACCAAAUGCAUAUAAUGUUUUGUUGUUGCAGAUCGCAGGCACUUUGAGUGGGCUGACACGAGGCUCCCACGGAUUCCACGUGCAUCAGAAUGGCGCUAUGGGAGUGGGCUGCGCCGAUGCCGGUUCCCAUUUCAAUCCAUGCGGUGUUAUGCACGGUGGGCCGAAUGAUGAGCACCGGCACGUCGGUGAUUUGGGAAAUAUCGUCGCUGAUACACAAGGGCAAGCACAUGUGUUAAUUCACGCAAACAACUUAUCACUUGAGGGACCUAAUUCAAUCGUGGGGCGAUCUGUUGUUAUUCAUGUUAAUAUGGAUGAUCAAGGAAAAGGCGGAACACCAGAAAGCGCUAGUACAGGCCAUUCUGGCGCACGAGCUGCAUGUGGCGUCAUUGGAAUUAUCGACCCAAUGCAA
Gongylonema pulchrum is the source of this 453-nucleotide messenger RNA. Lineage: Eukaryota; Metazoa; Nematoda; Chromadorea; Rhabditida; Gongylonematidae. The record is from the annotation of a GenBank genome assembly.